AUGAAGGCCUUAAUCAGGAGAGAAUUCCAGACCUCAAGGUGCAACGAAAUUAAAGCUCGAACAAAGGAGAAACAGUGGACAGUGGCAAUCUCCGACAUACCCGACUGGCCAAGAAUCGAAGCCGUUGCUGAGUUUAGACUACGUACCGGACACGAUUGCUUGGCUAAACACCUUCACAGAUUGGGAUUAUACACUCAACCCACAUGCCCUCUAUGUAACCUACAGGAGGAAAUGGAGAAGACCCACCUGAUUCAGUGUCCAGCCCUAAAGACAAAGACGGAAAGCCAGAGAUACUGGGAAGCAAGAAGACAGCUUAUGAAUUGCUAUUAA
Rodentolepis nana is the source of this 330-nucleotide messenger RNA. Lineage: Eukaryota; Metazoa; Platyhelminthes; Cestoda; Cyclophyllidea; Hymenolepididae. The record is from the annotation of a GenBank genome assembly.